Molecule: messenger RNA, 1463 nt
Organism: Stegastes partitus (bicolor damselfish)
Lineage: Eukaryota; Metazoa; Chordata; Actinopteri; Pomacentridae
Product: protein-lysine 6-oxidase-like
Exons: 7
Coding region: 1-1407 (468 amino acids)
Biological process (GO): peptidyl-lysine oxidation; collagen fibril organization
Molecular function (GO): protein-lysine 6-oxidase activity; copper ion binding
Source: RefSeq, a predicted model, not a curated record
AUGCAGAGGUUCGUGUGUGUGUCCGUCUGCCUGCUCGCUGCUCUGCUGUGUUUGGGUGCCGCUCAGCACCACGUUGGACCGUGGAGACACCGGAUCCAGUGGGAGAACAACGGCCAGGUGUACAGCUUACUGAGCACCGGGACUCAGUACCGUCUACCUGCGCAGACCAGGAGGCGCACUCAGCUGCUGCUCACCGCCAAAAACGGUUUGAACCAAAUUAACUCUCCUGUUGCGCUGAGCAGAUCCACCAGAACCAGAACCGUGGCGCUCAGGGACGGCAGACUCUCUCAGCAGAACGACCUCAUCCAGAUGGACACGUCGGUUCUCGGUCCUGAGGCGGGUCAGUAUUUAAUCUCUGCGGGGCGACCUGGUGCGCACGGUCAGGCCCCGCCGCGCCUUGGAACCACCGCAGGAGCUCCGGGAUUCUCCUCAUACCGGGCACCGUCUAACGGCAGCGCCAUCAGCACCCAGGAGUUCUCCGGCAGCGGAGUCCCCCGAGGAGGCCGGAGCACGCCCGGAGAGCAGCAGCAGGCCAGCGCGUCGCCGGUGAGAGCACCAGACUUUACGCACGGCAGGGUCAGGUCUGGCGGCUCGGAUCCACCGCCUCGGUCUCCCGCCACAUCCGUCUGGGUCUCCGCGGCUGAGGACGCGCGUCGGAUCCCUCAGCAGAGCAACUUUGGAGACGCUCCGAGCGCGCAAAGGCUGCAGAGAGCGCAGCCACUGACCCGAGGCGCGCCAGAGUCCAGCGCGCCUCCAACAGCUGCGUCCAGCAACUCUGUGGAGAUACACUUCCCUCGGAGGAGCCAGGAAGCAGCUUCAGACGUGGGUGACCCGAGAGAUCCGCACAGCAUUCACCACAGGAACUCAGUUUUCUACAAUGUUUACCCUCCGGACCGCAGGAACAGGAUCAGUGCGCGCCCCCCGCCUGGACCCGGCUACGGCACCAGGUUCUUCCACAACGGCCUCCCAGACCUGGUUCCUGACCCGUACUACAUCCAGGCAGCCUCCUACAUCCAGAGGGUCCAGAUGUACGCCCUCCGCUGUGCCGCUGAAGAAAACUGUCUCUCCAGCCGAGUGACCGAGCGGCUGGACGCAGAGCUGUCUGGACACAAGGCCAGCUUCUGUCUGGAGGACACGUCAUGUGACCCGGGGACGCGGAGACGAUUCGCCUGCACGGCUCACACACAAGGGCUGGGUCCUGGUUGCUAUGAUACGUAUCACGCCAACAUCGACUGCCAGUGGAUCGACAUCACGGACGUACCGCCUGGAAACUACAUCCUCAAGGUGACGGUGAAUCCGUCUCAGCUGGUUCAGGAGUCGGACUUCUCCAACAACGAGGUCCGCUGUGACAUCAGGUUCACAGGAAGCUACGUCCAGGCCAGAAACUGCAGAAUCACCACGAGCUGACCUGACUGAAGACUGAAGAGUCAACGGACGUAUUUAACAUCUUCCUGCUGCUCNUG